Molecule: messenger RNA, 2643 nt
Organism: Eptesicus fuscus (big brown bat)
Lineage: Eukaryota; Metazoa; Chordata; Mammalia; Chiroptera; Vespertilionidae
Product: E3 ubiquitin-protein ligase Topors-like
Exons: 2
Coding region: 340-2508 (722 amino acids)
Biological process (GO): protein monoubiquitination; protein polyubiquitination
Molecular function (GO): ubiquitin protein ligase activity
Source: RefSeq, a predicted model, not a curated record
GUUACAACCAGAUGAGUGCAGCAGGGAAGGCUCAAGUGCGUGUGGACACAUAGAGAUCCUCUAGGAGAGUUUAUUACAACUAAUUUGAGAGAGAAAGAAAAAACUGGAAUACCUGGAUCCUCACUGACUUGUCUAUGCUAAAUUUUAUUGAGUGUGUUGCUAUUAAUUUGAGGGAAUAGUUUGUUUCUUAAUUUUAUUCUAAAAUUUAUUCCAUAGAGACAAAAACAGUCCAGAAGUUUGCAUGGAAUGUUUUUAAUAGAUAUGUCUCAUGCCAGAUGAGGAACUGAUUUUAACCAAUUUUUCUCACAUACGACUGUGAAAUACAGUCUGUUCAGGACAAUGGCAUCUUUCUUCUCCUCUGACUGUGAGUGCUCGAACUGCUUGGACAGCGCUCACAAUGAUUCUGACUGUAAUCCUUGUUUCAACAAGAGCGAUGAUAGUGACUCUCUAGGUUCAAGAUCAAGGACAAAAUCCAAGGCUUCUGGCAUGAAGUGCUUUCCUUCUGCGUGUUGUCCCACCAGGUCAGAGAAUGACAACAGGAAAGAGACCGCGUUUCCUUCCUCGGAGGAGGAAAGGUGUGCGGAGGCUUCUCAAGACAAUCAUUUCAGUAUGAACCCAGAGGGCAUUAAAAAGAAAAUCCGACAGAUUAGAGAGCUGACGGUUGAAGAGUUAGUGAAGGAGUUUGGGGAUAACUGGAAGUUUCAACCCAACGCCAUGUCUUUGGGCCACUUUAGGGACCAGGUGGUGAUGAAGUUCAGAAGAGCUCUGUAUUAUUCUGGAAUAUGGGUGGCACAUGUCCAAGGCUACAGACUUGAGAAGCACUUUUCAGCUAACUAUUUCAAGAGAAACCCUGGUGGCCUACAGCGGCUGGUCCCCUGGCUGAAACGGGAGCUAACGGCUGUGUACGGAGAUUAUGGCUACACAGUGAAGAACAUCCUAAGCACCAUUCUCCGUCACAUGACAGAAUAUGACCUGGACAGUGAGUCCUUUAUUCACCUCCUGGAACCAUAUCUCCAGCAACACACCCACCAUUUUCUGCAUGAAUUUAUCAGUUUUGUUAAUUCACCUUAUAACAUGGAGACUUAUGACCAACGAGCCAUCUACCAAUGUUCUGCUUCACCAUGGGCCCAAAAGAAGUUUGCUCCUGUUUUGCCUUUACCUCAGGAUGAGGCUCUACUGGCAUCUCAACAUGAUACAAGGCCAUCCAGGAAUACCAGUGGCCCAUGGAAUAGUGAGCAGAUGCCUCUGUCAGGCCUGAAACAGUUCCCAAACGGUAACCCUUUUUUGGAGGGAUCUGAAAUCCCACCAGUCCAUCAUAAAACAGCAUGCAAAAUCCAUGCUUGGAUCAGAGAUGAACCAGAAUCCGGUGAUCAUAACGGCACCAUUUCUACUAAUGACAUGCUCCUGAACUGGGCCAUACCAGGGGAAAGGGGCCCAGUCUUACAGAACUGCAAACAAAAUGUUCAAGAGAGGAAGAUGAAAGGGAUCAAGGUGCUUCCUUAUCAUGUCCAGGGCCUGGGAGAGGGUGAAAUAGCUACAGACACCUUCAGUCCCCCAGCAGUUUUUAAUCAGGGGAAGCAAUGGAAACACAGUCUAAGAGGAAGAAAGGCUUUACGCCCUGGCCAGCAUAUGGAUGAUCAGAAAAAAGAAGCAGAAAAAAACAAAUACUCAGAUUCUUCCCCAAAGAUCUUUCAAAGACGAUUGCCCAGAGAAAGAUCCUUAAGUUGCAAAUCCAGAAAGAGGGACCCCUCUUGGAGUUGCAUUUCAGAAAAUGCCCGGUCUUCUGAGAGAUAUGCUAGGAAGCUGAGCUCUUCUAGAAAAAAGAGGAUGAAGUGCAGACAGUGCUCCCAAUUUGCAGAAGUUGGUUCACACUCCAGUAGAAGACUCCAAAGACAAUCCAGGUCUAGUACGCGCAGAUCCAAAUCUUGGUGCGUCACACUUACAAAGAGAUCGGUCAGCAGAGAAUCAAGAAGGCACUCCCGGAGAGGAAGCUACAGAAGUGAACGUUUCCCCCAUAAUAUAGGCUGUGAGCCCUCCAAAGACAAGCAUGGCUAUGAAUCAAACCAUCUGAGGGCAUAUUCAACCACAGCCCCAUACAUGAAUCUUCCUCCAGCUGCUGGGAGGAAGCCCAAGUGUUCUUCUAAAAGCGAAGGCGCUUCGCAAGCUGGGAGCCACUGUAACAGUCCCUCCUGCCUACAGAUUGAGAAACACAGAUCCCCAAGUAAACAAGAGAUGAAGCAAAAACCCACCUUUCCCAGAGGCAGCAAAACCAGAACAGUUAGGAAGAAAAACAACAAAUGCGAGUAUCCAGAUAUGCAAACCACCGAGGAAGUCAGUGAUGAAGUGGCGGAUCUGAACGCUCUGAGGCAAGUGAGUCAUCUUUCUGAGGGUGUACCUUCCUGCAGGAGGCAAAUCCAAAAGAAAAAGAGUCGGAACCUUCAGAAGCAUCACCAGGCAGAGAAUGAACAGGGAGGAGACACAGUAUCAGAGACACAGAGGGGCAAGUAGUUCCGAAAAGCAAAUCAGCCUACUCCACUAAUCUCCAAGGGGCUUUGAGAGUACAAAUAUAAUCUAAAAAGAUGAUUAAAAAGAUUCAUCCCAUCACUUUGUAACUGGAAAUAAAAACCUGAUUAUUAAAUUCAA